UGUCGGAGUACACUAGAGGAAACCACGUGUUUGAAGAUUUCUUCUUUUCACUUAGCUCUCUUAUACUGGACACUUGCUGAUCUUACUAGAAUAGGUGAGAGGUAUUUAUGUCCAAUCUUAAAUGUUUCUGAGCAUACACUUGUGGUGGAAAUAUACACUCUGGGAAAGAAGUAGAAGAGGCUCUGGAAUCUCCUGACACACAUAAUGAAGCUGGAAGAACCUCAAAUAAAAUCAAAAGCUGUCCAGCAUCCCCAGCUGAUCCCUUGGGUUUUCGCUGUUGUUUUCAUCUCACUCCUCAGUGCUUGCUUUAUCACAAGUUGUUUCGUGACUCAUCGCUACUCUUUACAUGGGAAGAGAGGAGGAGGGACGAAGUUAUAUGACUACCACACAAGGCUAACGUGCAUCCGAGAGGAGCCGGAGGUGGGAGCUACAGGUACCUGGACCUGCUGCCCUGUCAGCUGGAGAGCCUUCCAGUCUAAUUGUUACCUUCCUCUUAAUGACAACCAGACCUGGCAUGAGAGCGAGCGGAACUGCUCAGGGAUGGGCGGUCAUCUGGCGACCAUCAACACGGAAGCAGAACAGAACUUUGUGACUCAGUCUUUGGAUCGACGGUUCUCCUAUUUCCUGGGACUUACCACUGAGAACAUGGAGGAUCAGUGGCAGUGGGUGGACAAGACGCCAUUUAACCCACGCAUGGCGUUCUGGCAAGAUGGCGAACCCAGCAGCAUCAUGAAAGAAAACUGUGUUGUCCUUGCUUAUGAUCAAGAUAAAUGGGCCUGGAAUGACAUUCUUUGUCACCUUAAGGAGAGAAGGAUUUGUCAGUUAACUGGAGCAACAUUCAUUUGGAAGCCCUUAAAGUGAUCACUAUGAUCGAGAUGGCUAAGAUGAACCUAUCAGACCCCAGGAAAGUGUCUCCACAUCAUAGAAAUGGAAAGCAUACUGGUCAUAGGGCACUUUCCACCAUGAGGAUGUUCUUCAUUAUUUUUGCUUAAAAUUGAUACAAUAUACAUAGUGUGGUUUGUGCUCUCUCUGUGUGUACACAUACUCACAUUUUUUAAGAUAGUGAGGUUUGGUGUGGUGUUUUGGUAGAAGAAUAAUCAUCAUUCUAUGUACAAACCAAAAGCUUAUCUAUGUAGAAAUCCAGUUGUCAAUAAAAUAUGACGUCUCUGUGAUUUUCUUCACUGUCUCUGCAA
Meriones unguiculatus (Mongolian gerbil) is the source of this 1193-nucleotide messenger RNA. RefSeq names its product C-type lectin domain family 4 member D (gene Clec4d). The transcript has 6 exons. Bases 205 to 861 code for a protein of 218 amino acids. Gene Ontology annotation, biological process: antifungal innate immune response. Gene Ontology annotation, cellular component: external side of plasma membrane. Gene Ontology annotation, molecular function: carbohydrate binding. The record is from RefSeq and is a predicted model, not a curated record. NCBI's taxonomy places the organism in Eukaryota, Metazoa, Chordata, Mammalia, Rodentia, Muridae.